UUGCAGUCGUGCGGGGAGAUGCUUGCUCGUACGGGUGUGGGGAACAUGUCCCCGCUCACAUGAGUCGUCGAGAAGGGCCCUCCCGGAAAACGCAUAAAUAGCGAGGGUGUCCACCGCCCCUUCCCAAAUUCCUCACCACCUCCACAGCUCCAUCCUCCUCAUCCUCUCCUCAUCCAAGGAAACCCUCCCACAAGAUGCAGAUCAUCAAAGCCGCCAUCGCCAUCCUGGCCGUUGCCCCCGCCGUCCUGGCUCAAAGCUCCACCUCCACCAAGACCCCCGUCGCCACGCCGACCGUCGCCCCCACCACGGGUGUCAAGACCAAAACCUUCUCCGGCCAGGGCACCUGCACGAACCCGUUGAUCCGCAAAGAGUUCCGCGAACUGAACCCUACUGAACGCCAAUCCUUCAUCGACGCCGUCAAAUGCCUCCGUGACCCCAAACGCUCCCCGUCGGUGAUCAAGACCAACAAGUCGCCCACCAUGUACGACGACCUUGUCUUCCUGCACGGGCAGUUCGCGGACGUCACGCACCGCAGCGCGCAGUUCCUCCCGUGGCAUCGCCAGAUGCUGGCGUUGAUGGAGUACUGGUUGCGCGCGCAGUGCGGGUACCAGGGGGCGUUGCCGUACUGGGACUGGACGAUCGAUUCGCAGGCUCCCGAGAGGUCCGAGUUGUUUUCCGCGCAGUGGUUCGGCGGGAACGGGAAGCAGGCGUCGAACUGGUGUGUUACGGAUGGACAGUUUGCGGACACGUUGACUACUUUCGUGGUUGAGAGUGGGAAGCACUGUAUUCACCGGAAAUGGUCCGGCGGCUCGAGCUUUGGGAAACAGUUCCCGUCGCUUGCUUCUGCGCCGUUUGUGCAGAAUCUGUUGGAUACGUCCAAGGAUUCUUACAACACUUUCCGUGAGAACCUCGAGUUCGGCCCGCACAACCGCGUGCACGCCACCAUGGGUGGCGACAUGGGGUACACCAACAUCAGCCCCAACGAUGUGCUCUUUUUCCUCCACCACAACAAUGUCGACAGGACCUGGGCGAGGUGGCAGACGGCCAACCCGACCCUCGCCGCCACCUACAACGGCCCGUCGAACCCGGCGUCGGAGGCGAUGGAUGCGAAAGCGACCGAUAUGAUGCCGUUCGGUGGCCUGUACCCCGACAUCCCCGUCAACAAGGUGUUUUCGACCACGUCCGGAGAUAUCCUUUGCUACAAGUUCUCCAACUCCGUCGCGCCCAACUCGGUUGCUUUCAACAACAAGGCCGCUCUGUCUGCACGUAACGCCCGCCGCGCCGCCCCCGCCAACGUCACCGCCACCCUUGCGGCUGCCCAGGCGAUCACACCCAACCCCUCCGACCGUGACGACAAGCUCCGUCUCCGCUCCACGGUCCCGCUCACUGACGCGUGGUUGCAGCAGAUGAAGUUUACGCCCAAGCAGGUCGCCAAGAUCCGCGCCGACGAGGAGUACGCUGAGAAAUUCGUCGCGGCUGUUAACGCUGCCGGAUACGUCUCCCAGAACGCGUUGACUUUCACCGAGGCGGCGGAUGAUGUCCGCCCCAGGACCGCGGAGGAGUCGGCCCUGCACGCUCGCUUGUUGAGCAUCCUUGCGAGGAACGUGAAUGCGUUCAUCAAGGGGGACAAAUCGACCCCGGCUGUGACUGAUGCGAGCUUUGUUGCGCUUAACAAGCUUUGGACCAAGGCUUAGAGUUUGUAGACCUCCACGCUAGAUUGGUCGCCUUUUACCUCUUACCGCACAUUAGAUUUAGACGGCAUGAUUUUGGUCUUCCCCAUCCCGCUAUAGUAAUUUAUUCCGUUCCACAUAGUUCUUAGAACAUCCUAGAUUUCAAAUACAUAUAUGAGCAAUAGAAUCCAUCUCGCUUAUGCAUAACUCAAAUGAUUCUUCACAACGCACCUGGGAUAACUAUCGUUUGAUUUCCCCCUCACAUUUGCGACAAAAAGCAGUUUGGAACUGUCAC
This is a messenger RNA of Fimicolochytrium jonesii, 1965 nucleotides long. RefSeq lists its product as uncharacterized. The coding region runs from base 195 to 1694 and encodes 499 amino acids. NCBI's taxonomy places the organism in Eukaryota, Fungi, Chytridiomycota, Chytridiomycetes, Spizellomycetales, Powellomycetaceae. Gene Ontology annotation, molecular function: oxidoreductase activity. The transcript has a single exon. The record is from RefSeq and is a predicted model, not a curated record.